Molecule: messenger RNA, 600 nt
Organism: Cooperia oncophora
Lineage: Eukaryota; Metazoa; Nematoda; Chromadorea; Rhabditida; Trichostrongylidae
Source: the annotation of a GenBank genome assembly
AUUCUCAUUUUCAGUCACGCAAAAAGGCUUGAAGUUGUCCGUGGCAUCAAAAAAGAGCGCAUCAAUAAUGUGAGGGACGGUAUCGAGACUGGUGGAGAUCUGGAGGCGGCAGAUUUGUUUUCGGAAGCAGGAAGCACGUACAGCAUAGCUAGCAGAAGAACUGGGAAGACAGGUGUGAGUCGAGCGAGUACGACCGCAACUGUUCGCAAGAGGAAGCAGAUUGACCGAAAGAAGCAGUCGUUGAAGGAAGGUGGCGAAUAUGAAGAUUCGGCUCUUCUGAUAGCUCCUGGCUGCCCACUACAAAUGUUGCUGCAACUGUUGCCUGCUUUGGUGCGGGCAGAUGAAAUAGCGUUAGCAAGCUCGACUCAGCGAGCAGCCGACCACUUUUGCAACGAUCUUAUUGCUAGUCGCUCCCAUAUAUGGCCGAAUAAACUUCAUCCUUGGGAUCUUCCUGGGCCAAUAUAUGCGCUGUACACCAUAAAUGACGCUUUCACUUUUCCUGCAGAUGGAGGAAUGCCCGAAGUUGUGACGCUAGAACCAGAAAUGGUUGCUCCUAGCCUGGAUACGAAUCGCAAGUGGAAGUUGCAGAUAUUGUCGUGA